AGGCUGGUGUGCAAUGGCGCGAUCUUGGCUCACUGCAACCUCAGCCUCCCGGGUUCAAGCGAUUCUCCUACCUCAGCCUUCCGAGUAGCUGGGAUUAAAGGCGCCCACCACCACACUCAGCUAAUUUUUGUAUUUUUAGUAGAGACAGGGUUGGCCGGGCUGGUCUCGAACUUCUGACCUCAGGCGAUCCGCCGCCUCGGCCUCCCAAAGUGCUGGGAUUACAGAUGUGAACCACCGCGCCUGACCAAAUGUUUGAUUGAAUGAAGGAACAAGUGAAAGAACAUUUAUAUGACAGAAGACCAGGCCUUUGUUACUGCUCCUAGGAUGCAUCUCCCCAUAGCUUUGACCUUUUAGGGAACUGAAGUGACAUGGAAAGGAUUAAGCCUGGUCUGUGCCACAGAACUUAAGGAAUUUUACUGAAGACACUGGUUCCUCCAUCGUCAUGGGAAAAUGCCGUGUCACCACAGUGAUGGCAGUGGAGGACAGCACGCUGCAAGUGGUGGUACGGGUGCGGCCCCCCACCCCUCGGGAGCUGGACAGUCAGCGGCGGCCAGUGGUUCAGGUGGUGGACGAGCGGGUGCUGGUGUUUAACCCUGAGGAGCCCGAUGGAGGGUUCCCUGGCCUGAAAUGGGGUGGCACCCAUGAUGGCCCCAAGAAGAAGGGCAAAGACCUGACGUUUGUCUUUGACCGGGUCUUUGGUGAGGCGUCCACACAACAGGACGUGUUCCAGCACACCACGCACAGUGUCCUAGACAGCUUCCUCCAGGGCUACAACUGCUCAGUGUUUGCCUACGGGGCCACCGGAGCUGGGAAGACACACACCAUGCUGGGAAGGGAGGGGGACCCCGGCAUCAUGUACCUAACCACCGUGGAACUGUACAGGCGCCUGGAGGCCCGCCAGCAGGAGAAGUGCUUCGAGGUGCUCAUCAGCUACCAGGAGGUGUAUAAUGAGCAGAUCCAUGACCUCCUGGAGCCCAAGGGGCCCCUUGCCAUCCGCGAGGACCCCGACAAGGGGGUGGUGGUGCAAGGACUUUCUUUCCACCAGCCAGCCUCAGCCGAGCAGCUGCUGGAGAUGCUGACCAGGGGGAAUCGUAACCGCACGCAGCACCCCACUGAUGCCAACGCGACUUCCUCCCGCUCCCAUGCCAUCUUCCAGAUCUUCGUGAAGCAGCAGGACCGGGUUCCAGGACUGACCCAGGCUGUCCAGGUGGCCAAGAUGAGCCUGAUUGACCUGGCUGGCUCAGAGCGGGCAUCCAGCACCCAUGCGAAGGGGGAGCGGCUGCGGGAGGGGGCCAACAUCAACCGCUCUCUGCUGGCGCUCAUCAACGUCCUCAAUGCCUUGGCCGAUGCAAAGGGCCGCAAGACCCAUGUGCCCUACCGGGACAGCAAACUGACCCGCCUGCUCAAAGACUCCCUCGGGGGCAACUGCCGCACAGUGAUGAUCGCUGCCAUCAGCCCCUCCAGCCUGACCUACGAGGACACGUACAACACCCUCAAAUAUGCCGACCGGGCCAAGGAGAUCAGGCUCUCGUUGAAGAGCAAUGUGACCAGCCUGGACUGUCACAUCAGCCAGUAUGCUACCAUCUGCCAACAGCUCCAGGCUGAGGUAGCCGCUCUGAGGAAGAAGCUCCAAAUAUAUGAGGGGGGAGGCCAGCCCCCACCACAAGACCUCCCAGGAUCUCCCAAGUCGGGACCACCACCACAACACCUUCCCAGCUCCCCCUUGCCACCCCACCCUCCCAGCCAGCCCUGCACCCCAGAGCUCCCUGCAGGGCCUAGAGCCCUUCAAGAGGAGAGUCUGGGGACGGAGGCCCAGGUGGAGAGGGCCAUGGAAGGGAACUCUUCAGACCAGGAGCAGUCCCCAGAGGACCAGGAUGAAGGCCCAGCUGAGGAGGUUCCAACCCAGAUGCCAGAGCAGAACCCCACACAUGCACUGCCAGAGUCCCCUGGCCUGACCCUGCAGUCCAAGCCAGUCAUGGGCCACCUCUCAGCACGGGAACUGGAUGGGGACCAUUCGAAGCAGUUGGCCCUAAAGGUGCUGUGCCUGGCCCAGCGGCAGUACUCCCUGCUCCAAGCAGCCAACCUUCUGACGCCCGACAUGAUUACAGAGUUUGAGACCCUACAGCAGCUGGUGCAAGAGGAAAAAAUUGAGCCUGGGGCAGAGGCCUCGAGGACUUCUGGCCUGGCCAGGGGGGCACCUCUGGCUCAGGAGCUGUGUUCAGAGUCAAUCCCCGUGCAGUCUCCUCUCCGCCCAGAGCCUCCAGGAUACACUGGCCCUGUGACCCGGACCAUGGCAAGGCGACUGAGUGGCCCCCUGCACACACUGGGAAUCCCGCCUGGACCUAACUGCACCCCAGCCCAGGGGUCCCGAUGGCCCAUGGAGAAGAAGAGGAGAAGACCAAGGGCCUUGGAGCCAGACAGUCCCGUGGCCCCAAAGCAGGGCACCAAGCGCCAGCGCCAGUCCUUCCUGCCCUGCCUGAGGAGAGGGUCUCUGCCUGACACCCAACCUUCACAGGGGCCCAGCACCCCCAAAGGAGAAAGGGCCUCCUCCCCCUGCCAUUCCCCUCGCUUUUGCCCAGCCACAGUCAUCAAAAGCCGGGUGCCCCUGGGCCCUUCUGCCAUGCAGAACUGCUCCACCCCGCUGGCCCUGCCCACUGGAGACCUCAAUGCCACCUUUGAUCUCUCCGAGGAGCCUCCCUCAAAGCCCAGUUUCCAUGAAUGCAUUGGCUGGGACAAAAUCCCCCAGGAGCUGAGCAGGCUAGACCAGCCCUUCAUCCCCAGGGCACCCAUGCCCCUGUUCACCAUGAAGGGCCCCAAGCCAACAUCUUCUCUCCCUGGGACCUCUGCCUGCAAGAAGCGCGUUGUGAGUUCCUCAGUCUCCCGUGGCCGCAGCCGCAUUGCCCGCCUCCCCAGCAGCACUUUGAAGAGGCCAGCUGGCCCCUUGUACUCCCAGGUGACUGGCACUAGGGAAAGGGAUAGCCUGGGCCAUGGAGGCUGAUGAAGACAAGCAGCAGGCGGGGACAGGGGGAGCUGAGACCCAGAAGAAAGGAGGGCCUAGGGUAUUGCCAAGCAUCUCAGGGACACUGCUGAUGAGACAGGUGGGAGGUGGGCUGGAGGACGGGGACAGAGCCUCACUCUCCUUCCUUGCUGCACUCCCCGCCACCCAACCAACUGGCCUGCAGAGCUGCCCUUGAGUCCCCUGUGCCCUAGCAACUGGAGGACUGGAAAGGACAUCAGGGUGGGGAGAGCGCUCUCAGUGGGGAACGGUGUCACCAAGGUGUCCUGACCACCAGAAUGUCCUGACCACCAAGGUGUCCUAACCUAUCAGCCCCUCUAUGCUGGAUACCCCUCUUGGACCUGUAGCCACCUGCACCAGGAGCUGGACCUGCCUUCCUUACCUGGGAGCAAUUAGUGCCAACACACCUUUGCUGUAUUAAUAUCCCUCCCCAGACAUCCAUCCUGCUACUCACCCUCUGUUAAUCUCCUGUUACACUCAGCUUCUUGGCAUGUACAUAUUCAUUUGUGAGUGUUAAUGUACUGCUGUUUUUUGUUUUUCGUGGUUUGUUUUUUUGUUUGUUUGUUUGUUGUUGUUGUUGUUGUUGAGAUGGAGUCUUACUCUGUCACCCAGGCUGGAGUGCAGUGGUACGAUCUUGGCUCACUGCAACCUCCGCCUCCUGGGUUCAAGUAAUUCUCCUGCCUCAGCUUUCCAAGUAGCUGGGAUUACAGGCGUCCACCACCACACCCACCUAAUUUUCAUCUUUUUAAUAGAGAGGGGGUUUUUCCAUGUUGGCCAGGCUGGUCUUGAACUCCUGGCCUCAGAUGAUCCGCCUGCCUCAGCUUCCCAAAGUGCUGAGAUUACAGGCGUGAGCCACCGCACCUGGCCCGUGUUGUUGUUUUAAAGGUGCUGCCAUGUUCCCCCUUCUUUUUUUUUUUUUGAGAUGGAGUCUCGCUCUGUCGCCCAGGCUGGAGUGCAGUGGCGCGAUCUCGGCUCACUGCAAGCUCCGCCUCCUGGGUUCACGCCAUUCUUCUGCCUCAGCCUCCCGAGUAGCUGGGACUACAGGCGCCCACCACCACGCCUGGCUAAUUUUUUUGUAUUUUUAGUAGAGACGGGGUUUCACUGUGUUAGCCAGGCUGGUCUCGAUCUCCUGACCUCGUGAUCCACCCGCCUCGGCCUCCCGAAGUGCUGGGAUUACAGGCGUGAGCCACCGCGCCCGGCCUCCCCUCUCAUUUAUGAUGCCCUCUAUGCAGGCAGAUGGCUCUUGGGCUCUUUUCCCCACCUGUCUCUAGCACAGGCCCCACGGUGAUGGCCACAGGCAGUGGAGGAGGAAUGAGGAUGGGUUGGGGAGCAGGGAGUCGCAGCUUGGCUCUUCCUGGUUUCUGAGAGGGACAUCUUCAUCCCUACUCCCCUCAGUCCCCAACCACAGUCCUGGUGAAGAUGUGGAUGAUAAUGGUGCCUUGAUUUCCAAAUGAAGACAGCUUUAUUGCUUCACUCUAUUGUACAUAGGAUACACGUUCAGUGUAAAAUAAAGUGUAAAAAAAGGGGAAUUCAGCCUUAAUGCUGCACCUGGAUAUAAAUGCUAAUGAUACUUGGGUUUAUAGCCUUCUGAUCCUUUAUUUCUGCAUAUGUAUAUAGAUAUAUACAUAUAUUUUUGGUAUAACAAUAAACCAUCUCCAUCCUU
Molecule: messenger RNA, 4679 nt
Organism: Pongo pygmaeus (Bornean orangutan)
Lineage: Eukaryota; Metazoa; Chordata; Mammalia; Primates; Hominidae
Gene: KIF18B
Product: kinesin family member 18B
Biological process (GO): microtubule-based movement
Molecular function (GO): ATP binding; microtubule motor activity; microtubule binding
Source: RefSeq, a predicted model, not a curated record